ACAUCCCCUACCGGAAAGACGCCAUUGCCCACCCUUGCGCCCAAAGUUCUUGUCUGUCCGUUGGUAAAAAACACGAAUUUCUAGUCAAUUUCUUCAAUUUAUUAAAAUAUUUGGUAGGUUUGUUAAAUUUCCCCCAACAGAAUUACAAUUUUUAAAAAAGAUAAUUGGACAGCACUAUAUUUAAAAAUUAAGUUAACAUGCUGUAGCUAGGGUAGGGUUGCCACCAAAUUUUCGUUGAAUUCAGAAUUUAAAAUAGGCUGCGGCUAUUUGGACGCGGUCUUCAGACCCGGAAUAGAGUGAGAGGUUGGGUUUAUUAAAAAAAAUAAUUAAAAUAUUAUUGUUGGGUGUGUAAGUCAAAAUUUGGUAUGAAAUGAAAGAUAAUUGAAUGGACUAUAUGUUGGUAAACUUUCUUCUCAGAUUAACUAAACUACCACAAACGAGAUCCGAAUAGCCAUUUAGAUUUAGACUUAAGUAUUUUAGAUACUUUGAUAACAAAAUUAAAACUUAAAAAAAAAAUAACCCAAUGACAUAGUUGAAUAGAGCUAAUUUUUAAAACUAUAUGAGUUAGCUUUAAUAAUAAUUGUACAUUAUACAGAAUUAAACGUUUCGGCACAUGCCUUCAUCAGUACAAACAAACACAACACAUUUAAAUAAGUAUAAAUUAAAUUUACAUAAUGUCAAUAUAUAUAUCCUACCUAAAACAGAAAAAAUAUAGGAGAGGGCGCUCCUUUAUCUUAACUUUUCAUCCCCACAACCUAAAAGCUCGCUCUCUGGUUCUUAAAAACCGCUCCAUUCUUAUGGCGGACCCUGUCACAAAUGCGAUUUAUAGAAAACCUCCUCUUUUCGCUUUCCGGCGGGACAAGAGCCUUAGGGACAUGCUAAUUAGAAGCCACCUCCCUGCUAUUAAAGCAUAUAAAGGCACAAAAUGUUGCAACCGUAGCCGUUGCAACUCAUGUCCCUAUGUGAUCGAAACUGAUACGAUCACUUUCCCUCUGGGAGUAUUCAGAAUAAAAGAUGGCUUUACCUGCACAAGUCGCAACGUGAUUUACACCAUCAUUUGCAAAAAGUGCGGUAAACUAUACAUAGGAGAGACAGGUCGUCGCCUUGGGGACCGUUUCAGAGAGCACCUCUAUAACAUAAAUAAACACGCUCUCUUUCCGGUCUCCAAACAUUUCAAUAGCCCUAACCAUAAUUCUCUUUACUUUGUUUUUGUCAGGUUUAAGCGCCCUCUCCUAUAUUUUUUCUGUUUUAGGUAGGAUAUAUAUAUUGACAUUAUGUAAAUUUAAUUUAUACUUAUUUAAAUGUGUUGUGUUUGUUUGUACAUGCCGAAACGUUUAAUUCUGUAUAAUGUACAAUUAUUAUUAAAGCUAACUCAUAUUGUUCUAUUGACACAAUUUGUUCGUGUCUUAUUAAUAUAUUUUAAAGCUUUAUUGCAGUCCAACACUUUUUAUAAUUAGGUAAUUUUUAAAAGAAUUAUAACACCAAAAUCAUAUUUUUAGCUGUUGUAGUUUUAUUUUAAAGUUAUGAAUUUUUAAAGUACGACUUAAUUUGUCCUUUUUUUAACAUGGACCGCAUCUCCACAUUCUGUGACCCAAUUCCACUGUUCGAGUCACGAGCUAUAUAACUCUUGUUUUAAUGAUAAUUUUAUUUUCCGACUAAUGCUGUAUUAAAAAAAUAAGUUUAAUAAUGUUAACAAUUAUAGAUAAAUUUUAGCUUAUCUAACUAUGCACUAUUUAUAUCAGUAAAUUUAAUAUAAUGUAUUAAUAUAUGGCUUUUCUGUUUACCAAAUCUACGACAUCCAUUAUACCGAUAUUUGCUAUAUAGUCCAUAUAAGGCAACUCAUGCCCUAAUUACAAAAAUACUGUUAGGGAACUAUUGAACUUUCAACUUUGGUACAUGACUAAUUCAUUAAAGCUUUCCCUGACCUAGUUUAAUAGUUUUUGCACUGCAAACUUUUAUGAAUGAAAUCUCUGAGAUAGUAGUAAAUAAUAGCCAUUAUACAAGUCAUUGUGGAUGGCCGCCAUGACAUUUUGCACACAGCGAAUUUUGAUCAUGUAUAAUAUCGACUCUACCGGGUUUUUUAACCUCAAAUUAAAAUAUUAUUCUUUCCAUAACAUUUAAAUUCAUUCUAAAACAUAAGUUAUCAAAUAUAUUGAUGUAAAUAGUGGAAAUAAUUAAAUAUUUCCUAAGUAACGGCGCCUUCCGCCACUGAAAGGGGGGCGUGGCCACUUUCUUAUCGAAAUUGGCCUGAGCUACAUUACCAUAUAGGGGUUCACUCAAGUGAGCAUAACAAGUGAUCGACAUGUCCUAACCCAAUGAGAAUUGACACAAAUACACAUCGAUAGAUAAUACAGAAUAAGACUUUUUUUUUAAGAAAUAAAAGUUGAACUUCUAUACGAAUUUUGUAGUGAAAGAUGCCUUAUAUUUAAAGGGGAAUCUCAAAAUACAGGUCGAUUGAAAAAUUAAAAAAAAUCAAUGUAAAUGUAGGCCAACAUGUCUACCUAAUUUUAAGGCCGGAAACGGAACUCAAAUAUAUGUCGAAAGCACUCAUUUAAUAAUUAAUAGACACACACAUCGGAAAAUUAAAAACUCGGAUUUUUCGGCGCCAAUUGCCAUUUCUGAUACACAAAAAGUAGUAGCCUCUCUUGGUUUACUGAAGUAUCUAUGGUAUUUAGUUAGGAGUUUAGUCUAAAACUAAAGCAUGCCACAGUAUGGUAGCUUAGUUACUGCUUAGUAAGUUAAGUAAGUUAGUUGCUAGGUGCCUUGAAAGAGCAUCAAGUGACAAUCCGACAGGUGUAAGUAGGCAAGCCUUAGUGGGACUUUGACAGCAGGGUUAAAAUAACAAUUUUUUAAUUAGAAAUGUUGGUUAUCUUGCAGUUCAGGUGGGUGUUCUGAUCGAAUUUCAUAUUAUUAAUUAUUAUCGCAUGUGAACUUACGUGUAUUCUUCAUUAACUUAAAUCCAGGCAGUGAUAGUUAACUAUUACUGAAUUAUACAGCACAUAUUUUCGUUUAAUUUCUAAUUGGGGAGGAGGGGUUGGAACUUAAUUAGAUGUUCCGUUAUUUUAUAGGGGCCCAAACUUAGGCCUAUUUUUUUUUUCUUAUAUGGGGUGUAUAAAUAAUAUAAUUCGAAACAAAGGUUUCUGCUUGCGCAUGGGUGAAUGGAACGAGAUCAUAGUACACUAACAUAUACACUUCAUCCAUAUUCGAAAACUGGUACUGAAGGGUAAUGAACUCAUAAUUUUAAUUUUUCGUAAAACUAGCCAAUAUACGCAACAAUUUUAUAUAACUUUAUUUUGUGAAUGGGGGAAGGAGGGGUUGGAACUUAAUUAGAUGUUCUAUUAUUUUAUAGGGGCCCAAAAUUCUUUUUUUUUCUUCCUUAUAUGGGGUGUAUAAAUAUAACUCCAAACAAAUUUUUAGUUUGAAAAGUUAAGCAUCAAUAAAUAAUUUUGGUACACUUUAUUAAAAAUCUAAUUUGUUUCGUUUUUUGUGAAUAUGCUUUUAGUUGAAAAAUUGCAAUCUGGCAUGUAGGGUGAAUUUAAAAAAAAAAGAAAAUGGAGCGAUCGUUUACGCUAUGGGCUAUGUACCAAUAGGGGUUGUAAAAGUCAAUAAAAAGAAAAGUUAGUGCUGUACAAUUUAGUGUUAACUAAUACUAUCUGGACUAAAUUUUUUAUAGAACACAUAUAAGUUUACAUGCGAGAAUACGAAAUUCGAUCAGAAAUAAUAUACGCACCUGAACUUGGAACUGCAAGAUUACCGAAAUCUUAUGAUUGUAAAAAGAACUUCUUAACAUCGGACACUCAACUUCAUGGCCUGGGCGGUUAGCCUUUGGCAGAUAGUACAAUACCUGGGAAACCCUACUUAUGAUUGAAAAUCUUUGCAGUUGCAGCCUUCUUAAUUACAAUGGCUGAUAAUACAGAAGAAGAAACAGGAGAUGAGAUAAAAAAUGAAGAGGAAGAUGAGACCACAGAAGCCAAAUCAGAAGUGGACAGUGCAGUUGUGGAGACAAGUGUGGAUACUAGUGGUGAGGCUGCAGAAGCUGAGGAUGCUGUCAAAACAGAUGAAGAUUUAGAACAAGAACUUAAGGAAACUCAAAUCACUAUUCCUCGUUAUGCUCCACAUGUAAUACCUGAGUUUGAACUGAAUCAAAUGAAAGGUUUGAAAAAAAAUCUUUUAAUUGUUAUUGUAUUAGUUUAUAUGUCAAUAAAAAAAAUGUAUGUUUAAAUACCAUUAGUCAAUAUUAGGUCUAAUUUUAAGUUACUAAUUAUCCCUGAGUCUUAUCCUCAAAUUUUUGUGUUGAAUUUAGAUGUCCAUACUUUUCACAGAACGUUGGAUGUGGCAUUUCAAGUUGUAUCCAAUAGAUCAAGAAGAUUGCAGAAAUUGUAUAUUAGAUGCUGCUACAAAAAUCUCCCAGGAGGCUUGGUAUUUUGUACCAAAACGCAAAAAUGGUCCAGGGUGAGUAGAAAAUAUUGUUAUGAUUAACCUAGACGGACCGGAAGUUAUUUAUCAUUGACAUUGUUUAGUCAGAAUUUCAAAAAGGCUGAUUACAGAUUAUUAAGUUGAUUAGACUGAUAACCAAUAGGGGUGUGCCGGAAUCCGGUUCCGCCGGAUUUUGCACUAUCCGGUGAAAUCCGGUUCCGCCGGAUUUACUUGUAUCCAGGACAACCGGAAUCCGGAAUAUACCGGAUUUCGGAAUUUGCCAGAUUUUGUGACUCACCGGAUCAUAAUCUGAAAUAAAAGUAAUUCUCUUUCCCGAAUUCCACACGAUCACGAUACAUUAAUCGAUUGUUUCGAGCGUUGAGCUUGUUUAAUGUUUAAUAUUCCGUACAUACCAGAGGCUAGAGUCAGCACCGCUAAUAGUGGCCAAUAGUGUAGGGACUUUGAUAAGAAAAUUUAAACUUUUUGUAAAAAUAAACCAAUGGCAUAGUUGAAAAGAUGUAAUUUUUUAAAGAAUUAUAACACCAAAAUCAUAUUUUUAGCUGUUGUAGUUUUAAAGUUAUGAAUUUUUAAAGUACGACUUGGUUUGUCAUUUUUUAACAUGGACUGCAUCUCCACAUUCUGUGAUCUCAUUCCACCAAUCCCGUCAUGCGCAAUGACUAUAUAGUUUAUAUAAGGCAACGCAUUCCCUGCCUUAUCACUAAAAUACUGUUUAGACUUAGUUUAAACUUUCAACUUUGGCACAUGAAUAAUUAAUUAAAGCUUUCCCUGACCAAUGGUUUAAUAGUUUUUGCACACGGCAAACUCUUAUGAAUGAAACUCUGAGGUAGUACUACGAUACAGUUAUGCAAGUGGCUGUGAAUGGUUGCCAAUGACAACGUGUUGCACACGGUAAAUUCUGAUCAUUUAUAAUAUGGAUUCUACCGGGUUGUUAAAGCUCAAAUUAAAACAUUCCAGUUUAAAUGUCUUUAAAAUGCAUUCUGAAACACAAGUUAUCAAUUAUUUUGAUGUAAAUAGUGAUAAUAAAUUAAUAUUUCCUAAGUAUCGUCAACUUCCGCCAUUAAAAAGGGGGGCAUGGCCAACCCCAUGGCGAAAUUAGGUUGAGCGAGCUGCAUAACCUGCUGCGAACGCGUAGAAACAUGGCGUCUCUCGUAAGACACUUAUCCAAAUGGAACGGAACUCAAAUAUAUAUCGAAAGUACUAAUUUAAUAAUAAAUAGACACACACAUCGGAAAAUUAAAAACUCAGAUUUUUUGGCGCCGAUUGCGAAUUCCCAUACACAAAAAGUAGUAGUCUACCUUGACUUACCGAAGUAUCUACCAAUAGUACCGGAAUCCGGAUCCGGCGGAUUUCGCAUAAGAAAAUCCGGAUCCGGUUGGAAAAAACGGAUCCGGCACACCCCUAAAUAACCAAUAAUCUUAAAAAUUAAUCACAGUUCAAAACUAGAUUCCAGUAUACCACCUAUAUGACCUUAUGGUAACUUAAAAUUGUGGUCGUGCCAUAUUAUUUUGGAUUGUAAUUUUAACUCCAAUCAAAUUCGCUGUUGAAAAUUACUUGGGCUUGGUUGUAUUUUGAGUAUGACUGAUACUGUAGGACUAAUUCUUGACCUUACCAUCUGAUUUGACAUGUGAUCAUAACUAAAAUGGUGGAUUAUGAACAAUCAUUUUGGCCUAAAUUCAGUGUUUUAAAUUGAAAUUAUUAUUAAAAUGUUGAUAUGGUCUAAUUAGUGAGGUAUUCCUAAUAUGCCUUCAUAAAAUUUGUUAUCUGUUAAAUGUUAAAUAUUAAAUAUUUAUUGCAAACGGUAUUUAUAUUUAUUAUUCUGUCACAUUUUGAAAUUGCAUUUUAUAAGAUGAUGUUGAAUGUCAUAAGGUAUAUAGUUAGACCUAUGUUUGUUACAUCUUUUAAAUAGAAUGGCUGAGCUGUGUAUGGUCUCUAGUAAUGAAGCAAGUGCUGUAAUGUCAAGGAUUCUUCGUAUGCCGUUUUAUCAUCGAUAUGUAACUAUUGAGGUGACACGAAGAAGUCAAGAACAACAAACUGAAGCAGAUACUGAUGUCUCUCAAAAACCUUUCACUAAAAUAGAAGAGACAGGUACUUGGUUGGAAAUGUUUUAUACAAAUCUUUUAUUUACAAUACAUUUUAGCUUUUAUGCAACUGAUAAGUCUGUGUAGUUCCAAAACAUAUAGCAGACCUGUUUACUCUUAUGAUUUUGGUGAACAAUGCAUGAUUUUCAGAGGUCUUUUACCAUUGUACGCCAUGGCGUGUCAGAACUACGAUUUUAUGAGACCUGGUUGAAAAUAUAUACAUUCUGGUAGUUUUUCAGAUUAAACAAAAAUUUAAAAAUGUAAACUUUAGGUGUUUUUUUAGCCGAAAUGUCCUUUUAACAGACCUGUUUGCUCUUAUGAUUUUGGUGUACAAUGUAUGAUUUUCAAACGUCUUUUACAAUCUCACGCCAAUGACGUGUCAGAACUAUGAUUUAAGAGACUUGGUUGAAAAUAUAUACAUUAUGGUAGUUUUUCAGUAUAAAAAAAAAUUUAAAAUGUAAAUUUUAGUUUUUUUUAAGUUUUAGCUCCUUUCUAUGUCCAGCAGGGAAUUUUUCGAGAAAUACAAUUGGCUGGGGAUCAUCUCUAAUUAUGUUAAAUUUGCCCUGAGAGGGGAAGCGGGUAGUGUGUAUUGAUUUAGAUUUUGUGUACAUGUGCUGGGGGGGGUGUCAAAAUAUUUAAGAUUAUAUCAGACCUGUUUACUCUUACGAUUUUAGCGUACAAUAACGAUUUUGAGUUGUCAUUUACGAUUGUACCCAAAGUUCUAUCACAACUACGAUUUUAAGAGAAUGAGUUGAAAAUAUAUACAUUCCAGUGUCAUGGUCGGAUCGCAUGAGUUUUCUGUAUCAACUUUUAUGAUGUUAAUUUGACCAAUCGUGGGUGAGUUUUUUUUCUCAGUGUGCCCCACGAGUUUUUAUUUUUCUCGGGUGGUGUGUCGGGAGGAACCACAGUGACGUGAAGUCCGUUGUCUAGAGGUCGGUCCCCUGUGUACAAGCCACAGAACAAUUUUCUAGGGUCUAGAACCCCUUUAUUUCUAUCUCCUACAGAGCUGAUGUGACUCUUGUUCCAAGUAUCAAACAAAUGAUGCAGAGAUUCAGGUUUUUCUUAUUUAUUGGCUAAAUAUGCAUAACAGUGGAAAACAUCAUAAGAAAUAAGCUCUGGUGUUCAGAAUAAAACGUGUACAGAAACCAAAUUCCACAUACUAUACAAAAUAUAGUUACAAAAGCCUUCUUCCAAAGUAUUUGGGGGGGGGGUGUCAAAAAAGUAUGUGUGUAACUGGGUGGGGUGUUAAAAAAGGUCUUUUUUUUUUUUGCGCUUGUGCAGACAGACCAUAUAUAGAUGAGCCCUCGCGUUUGUUUGCUUAAAAAAAGUAUGUGUGUAACUGGGUGGGGUGUUAAAAAAGGUCUUUUUUUUUUUGCGCAUGUGCAGACAUACCAUAUAUAGAUGAGCCCUCGCGUUUGUUUGCUUCGGUGCUGUAUGACGUAAUUGUGUUACAAGUAUAUCUUACGGUUGUACCGGGAUAAGCGCAGAAACAGAAAACUAGAGAAUGCAUUCUCAACUGUUCCAUGCAGCAACAUUAGAUUUUGACAUUUUAUAGGAUCUGAGGUGGGCUUUUGAAAUCUAUAUUUAGAACGCUAAAACAUCUGUACUAUUUUUAGUACCCCCUCUUCCUUUCACCAAUUUACAGCUUGUGGUAGUUAUCAGGCUGUAAUAUCAUCUUCUUUUAGAAGUUACCCUUUUUGACGCCAGCUGAACUUGAUCCCACUGGACACGCAAUGCGAAUAGUUAUUAUAUACAGAAUAUAUACUGUUUAUUUAUUUUCUAUUAAGAUACCGUAUUGGGCGAUUUUUAGACCAUAUUGUACGAUUUUAGGAGUUCGAGGGUAAACAGGUUUGCUAUAAAAAUAACGCAGCCAAGUUAUGGUGAUGAGUUGAACUGUGCUAGGUGAAAAAAACUGAGAACACUAGUUUAAAAAAAAAAUGAGAACGCAUUCUCAACUGUUCCGCACAGAACAUUAUAUUUGGACAUAUUUUAUAGGAUCUUAGAGUGCCUUUGAAAUCCAUUUUUAGAAUGCCCUAAACAGUUGUACGAUUUUAUUAAUACUCCUAACACCCAUCUUCCUUUCACCCAUUUACAGUUUAUGGUAGUUAUCAGUCUAUAAUAUGUUAACAGGAAAUAGGCUUAAUAGAUAUUGAUUCUUAUUUUUGUAAAACCCAGCCCUUUUCUACAAAGAUAAAUCUUAGUUACUUAGUAGGUUGUACAUUUUAUUUUUAACUGAUUUCCAGUUUGAAUAACGUUCAAUUUUAUCAGUCACUUUAUUUUUACCAGUGAGACUGUGAUAAUGUAAUCUCCAAAAUUCAUCCAAAUAUUAAUUGAUAUCUAUAGCAGAUAUACAUCUGCAAAACAAAGUGACAGCAGAUUGCAAUAUAAACAUCAGUCAUUUACUUUUGAAAGUUACCUUUUUAAACGCCAGCUUAACUUGACUCCACUAGACAAACGAUGCAAGUAGUUAUUGAAUACAUCAUAUAUACUGUAUGUUUCUUUACUAUUAAAAUACUGUAUUGUACGAUUUUAAGACGUUAUUGUAAGAUUUUAGGAGUUCAAGGGUAACCAGGUCUGUUUAAAUUUUUUCCACUAUUUUUUCACACUACUUGAACGCAGUCCCUCUCUUAUAUUAUAUUUUACAAAAUGUCUACUUUAAAGCAAUUGUUACCUUAUUGUUAGUUUAGAACAAUUAAAAUUUUUCAAACAAUAAAACAGAUUAAGCUGUAUUUAAAAAAAUACACAUAUCUUGAUAUAAUGAAUUAAUGUUGACACUUUUUUUUCAGCUUCCAUUGUGUUUGAUGCCACAAAAUGUGAGAAAAUAAAAAACACUGCCACUUCUAAAGGUAAACAGAAAAAAAAGAUUGCCAAGCCUUAGCUGAUAAAGACUAAACAUAUUUUAUACAAAGUAGUUAACCAUGUAAAUGUUAGUAAUAACUUUAAAAAUUACCUCAAUAUUCCCUAUUCUAUUGCAGCAGUUGUAUUCUAGUUAAUUCUUUUUUAGGAAAUGUACUAAAGGACAAUUAUAUUGGCCUGAAUCUCCUAUUGCAACUAUAAAUCUGGCUAAUCAGAUUUUUUACUGCUAUUUCUAGCAAGCCUGUGAAGUAAGACAAUUUUUUGAAAUAUUCUGUACCAAUUUGUAUUGUGGCCUGAAAAUUUUACAAGUAAACCAGGGCUCCUGUGGAUGGCCUCUUUUGGCGCCCCAUAUUAAACUCUGACAUACCAAUCUUCUUCACAGGAAACCUGAAACGGCGAAGUCUCUGGGUGCGAUAUUUGUCAGAAAACACAAGCCCAGAGAUCCUUCGUGUUCUUUUUCCGCUCUCACAAAGCACUCAAGUACAAACGCAUGACAAUUUGCGGUGAGUAAGGGAGGACGCACAGCAUUUUUUCUUGCCGUCCUCCCAAGUGGCGAUCUGCCUGCUAAUCUUGGAUGGCCUUGCAGAUCCUGUAAUGGGGCCGUAUCAGGCCUCAAGAUUAACAGCAAAGUUUGAUUUUGCUGAUUUAUCAGUCCAUCUAUUGAGAAUUAAAUCUCACUUAGUUGCUGUUGAUUAACAGUUUUAAUUUUUUCAUAGCCAAUGAAGUACAACUUAGGUUUCACUUGGGAAGUCGCUCCAAAAUUACUUUUUUAAAAAUUAUCUAUCAUUAAUUUUUAUUUUAAGUUUUAGCUGUUUAAUGUUUUCAGAUUUCAUAAAGGUAAGUUAAUAUUUUUAGCACAAUAACUCUUCAGAAUAGAAAAUAAAAGUGGGAUAAAUACAAUUUAAGCACUGAUUAUUUUUAUAUAAGAUUUUUCAUAUCAUGGGGUAGCCAUAUACAUGGUUUGUCUCCCAUAAAUUUGUUAUUUCAGAAAGACCAAAAACGUAGCUUGUUUUUCAUACGUUCUUAGAUAAGAGAGACUGAAGAAACAACAAUGAAUUCAUACAUUUUUUUUGCUAGAGGACUAGAAACAAAAGCUAUUUUUAAUAAAUGCUAAGUCGAAGAAGCUUUUGAUGAGAUUUGAUUUGAAAGAGACAUCAUUUUCUGUUACAUGUUAAAUUAAAAGAAAAAUGCUUACUAAAAAAGUUAAAACAGUAGUUUAAGGGAUUAAAUAUAAAUCGACAUUAAUAAAAAUUGACGGCUAUAGAAACAAUUGCUGUGGUUAAAUAAAAUGUUAUAAUAUUUCUUUGGAUAAACUAACAUUUAAUCAGUUAAUAAUUAUUUUAUUUUAGUAUGGAGAAAGAUUUUUUAAAGACUUAAUAUAUGUCAACUAUACUGGUACUGAUGUUUGGAUUAUCAAUAAAUUACUGUGAUUAUACUGAUUACUCUUUCAGUAUUGGUCUGGUUGAGGCCCACUCUAAGACAGAUGUACUUAUUUUCAUGAAGAGUUACAUCACAGUGGUCAUCAACAACACCCAUAUACUUGCGCUACAAAACAAAGAACCUAGUGAAAAUGAAAGUGGUUAGUAUGAAAAGCUGUAUCAACCUGCAAUACAUUCUUGUGGAGGUGUAUAGAGAAUAGUGAUAAGAAAGAAAAAUGUAUCAGUUUAUCUUGCAGAACACACACAAAAUGAUUAAUAUUAUGGGAGUUGAUGAAGAUAAAAAUACUUUUACAAUACCGGUAAUUAAGGAAGACUGAUUGGGAAAUGGAAUACCAUUUUUCAGUUUGCAUUCACCACGAAUAAUGGCAGACUGAGAGUAUUAUUUCAAAUUGAAUUAUGACAGAAGUAUUGUCAUUCCUCAAUUAUUUUUAUAAGCAAAAUAAUAGGUAUAUAUGUUUUAAGUUACCUUUUUUAUUUAGGAAUCUAAAUGAACAUACUGACCCAUUAUGGAUUUACUUUGCUGAAUAAUUUCAAUGAAAACAAAUACAAACUAAGUUUUGUUUCCUUUACCUACUUAAUGAUUGUGGUAAGCCGAAUCAGAUUUUAGCUCCUAAGCAUUCAACAAACUUGAGAUUUAAGUAACACCAAACGAAUCUAUAAAAAGGGGAUAAAUAAAUAUAUUCGCUUUUAUAAAUAGUUGUAUCAAGAACCAAUCAGUUAGUUUUAAAGUGAAGUUUUUUAAUGUGCUCCUAUAAUGUAUCUUAUAAUGUAUGUUAAAUUAAUCAUACUUUUCUUGUAGAAAUCUGAAAUAAAUUACCUGUAGCUGUAAACAGAUCUGACAAAUUUUUAAAGACACAUAAUCUCAUAUGUGUUUAUAAGUUCAUAAUUUUAAAUUACAUAUUAAACAGAAACCAAAGCUGAACUUGAAAAAACAGCCACAAAUGUAGAGGAGCUACAAAAUGCACCAACAGAAGUAGCUGAUAGAUCAGAACUUCGCAAAGAUGAGAAAAACCAGACAUCAAGGAUUCUUAAACGCACAUUACAGCAACAACAGCGAGCUGUCGAUGGAAGACGGAGAGACCAACAAGGUCAGAAGCGAGGAAGAGGGGAGCCUCCAGCUAAGCGGGGUGUAGGAGGCUGGGGCGAUGGACGCUUUGACAGACGAAAUGGAGGAGGUGGCCGGUAUGGUGGUGGUGCUGGUGGUUAUGGUGGUGCUGGUGCUCUCUACCCAGUUGUUGGAGGUCGAGCUGGAUAUGGAGGAGCAGGUCAGUACCGAUACAUUGAUAAAUAGGGAAUUGUUGACAGUUGCAAGAAAAGUUUAUAGAUAUUUCUCAAUUUAAGUUGACAUUAUUUACUAGCAACUACUUGCUACUGGAGAUUUCCUACUUUGUUUCACAUCUUUAAAAAGCAAAAAAAAUUGAUCUUGAAACUGUACAGAAAUAUACUUAAAUACAGUCCAGAUAAACUAGUAAGUUAGAAUUUUACAUACAGUUUAAGUUUAAAAGAAACAAUGUCAGUUUAAAGGAAAAAGUAUAAAAUUAUAUUAAAAAAACAAUAAAAACAUGUGAAUUUUAAAUUUUGAACACGAUUGUUAGUGAUUUAACAAAGCUGUCGAUUUUCCCCUACCUUUCCAUGUUUAAUUAUUAAUUGAUAUAUACUUAAGUGAGACUUUAGAAAUUAAACAAAUACACAUAAGUAAGACAAAUAAUUUUUAGUAGUAAUAAAUGAAGGCUAAGGGUGUUAAACCCACAAACGGUGGCAUGCAUCAUUCUGUGGUGUGGAGCUUUUCAGAGCGUUGUGAGUGCCAUUUGAAAUUGCAUUAAAUGACAUAGAAAUAUUGAUACAAGACCCCUAUAAGUAUUUAUUUUUUGAAAGGUAAUUGGAUGGGGAUAAAGUUGGCCAUAUUGACACCCCGUAAAACAAUUUUGCUCAGUGUCCUUGACCUUGGAGUUCUCAAGGGAAAAAAAUCUACAAAAUGUCUUCCUUUCAAGUGCUCAUAACAUCAUUAAUUUUUAUAGAUACACUUAAAACACAAAUCUAAAUGUGGCCAAUUCAUUUAUAUUUCAUAAAAUGUAUAGUUUGCUAAGGUUUUGAUUGCAAUUAAACCUCUGAAAGCAUUAUGAAUAAUUUUAGGUCAUUUAUAUAAGAAACUGGGACCACUGCUAAAACCAAGUACAAAAUAAAAAAUCUCAGGCAAAAUAGUUAUUAUUGACUAUUAAACAUUUAAAAAUGAACUGUGGAACUGAUUUGGGUUGUUUUAACUAUAAAAUUUAUUAGUUCUGAACUUUAAUCUGUAGCUUCUGUGACUAAAAUUCAGUCAGUCCUUGCCCAACCUCCGGGCCUGGCUCGAAGUCUAACAGUAGCCUCAGUAGGCCCAUUUCAGUAUCACUAAGACUAGUAUAAAAUUCAUGAGAAGAAUAAUCCCAACUGAUAUCGUCAUGGGUAAUGUUAAAAUCAUCAUCAGUAUCACUUAAAACCUCUCCUAAAAAGCUUUCAAAAAUAUUUCUAUCGGUUCUUGCACUGAAGGCCCAGCCAUGGCUUCAACCAUUUUAGCUUUUAAAAAAAAACCAGCAAUAUAAAACUCUGAAUUAAAAGUAUUUAUUUUCAAGUUAUCACAAAACUGCUUGAACCAGAAGAUGAUUUAAUUAUUAAUGAAAGGAAGUGGCUCUAAUUCCGGUUAAAUAUUGGAUUGGAAGUUUCUAUCGGACCAUGUUUUUUAUCGGCCGAUUUUUUCGGCCGCCACAGUACAGAAAAUUUGGCCAACCACAGUUCGUGGGUUAAAGGUUACAUGGUAGGUGAAGUUGGGCUGGAAGGCAAGGACAAGGUGGAAGAGGAUUGGGUUGACUGGAUUAUCUCGUAAUAUAUUAAAAGGAAAAGUAAUUUUAGUGGUCAGGAAAGGAUGUGGGGGUUGGGUGUGAAAAUGACUAUUAGUAGAGAUGGUCAGUAUCAGUACAUUUGACAUCAGUUCUUCGUGUGUUUUGUUUAACUAAUUAGGCUUAAGUACCAAUCCUUCCCUCAGAGCCAAACACUGGUCAGUUUGUUACAAUUAUACAAAAAAAACCCAUGAUAUUAAGAGAUGAUGAUACUAGGAGUUCAACUGACAAAAAUGUAUUUUCUCUUGCUAGGACUUUUAAAUCCCCAAGACAUGGCGGCCGAGAUGAUGAUGAUGCAAGCCCAACUCAAUCAAACGAUACAAAACCAAUUAAUGAUGCUUAGUCCAGGAUCAAGGGGCGGUGGAGGACGGGCUGGUGGUGGUUAUGGUGGACCACGGUUUGGAUCAGGUGGUGGUGGCGGCGGCGGUGGUGGCGGAGGUGGUGGCAGGCGUGGUGGAAGAGGUGGCGGCGGCGGUGGUGGUGGUGGAGGCCGAGGAGGGAGAGGAGGUGGAGGACGCAAGUAAGUCUUUUAAUCUUAAAUUUUUCUGAUAAUUCUUUUUGUUCUUGUGGAAUGAUGGGCAUUUAUUUUAAAGAGGUGAAAGGAUGCAAGCGCUGAAAGGAAUUACUAAAAAAAAAAAAGUAAUUGCAUUUCAUUUACUGUCACGAUUAUAUCUGUUUAAGUACAAGUGGAUUUUCUUACUUGAAGUUAAGCAUUUAAACUGAAAGGAGUAGGUGGACAGAGGAAAAUUGACUAUUUCUUUCUUUAAAAUAUAAUAAUAAAAUAAUAUUGGUAUUAUUGUAUAAAAUAUAUAUUAAUUUAAUGAAAAUUUCAUUGAAAAAGAUACCCUUAUUUCAACGUUAAGCCACUGCUAGCGUAACAAGGCAUAUAUAAAACUAAAUAGCUGGUCAUUUCAUGUCACAGGAUACCCUACAUUUCAAGUAAAAUUCACUGUAAAUUUGCAAUGAUCUUUAAAUCAUCGUUAUUUUCAAUUUGCCUUUUGACUUAUAUAUUCACAUUUACGUUCUUUAAAAGAGAAGAGCAAAUAUUUCACUUAAUUUAGCUUCCAUAUUUAUUCUGAUAAUAAGAGACUAUCUUUUAUAAUUUUAGGGGUUUUGGAGGAGGAUGGUGAAAAAUCUAGGAUAUCCCUUUGUAUAGGUAUGUUAUUUUAAACCGUCUAAAUGAAGUUGGACCUUUUACCCUACUUUCAGAAAAGUAGGCUGACAGAAUGUGCUAACUCAAAAACCAUGUUUUGGGCAUGGUAUAAUCAUUCAUAAUGUCACUGAGCAAUAUUAUAAAUAUAAUGACAUGGUGUCAGUAUAUCUGUAAUCUGUAAUUUUAAUGAAUACAUCAAUUCAGAAAUAUACAUGUUUAACAAAUUACUAUUUUUUAAAGCUAUUUGUUUCCAUUCCACCCCUUCUUGAUUUUGUUAGAGGUGGUCGUGUCUCUCCCCCCCAGUAACUUGUGAAGUUAGAGCAUAAAAUAUUAUGCUACUAGCACAGAAGAGUGUUUGAAAUCAUUGAGACCCUCUUUAAACAUACAAAUUCUUUGAUUUGGUUGAAUGCCAAUGGUAUGGAUAACCCUAUUUCCAAUGUUCCAGCUCCCUGAGAUGAAGAUGGCCUACAGAAGAGGUGACUGCAAGCAACGGAUAGAUGGUUUCAACUGGAAUGUCUUGUAAAUGUUAUGUCAGCUUUACUGUUAGUCGUGUCUUUAAUUUGGACAAUGUAAAUACCUGUCACUGAAAGCAUGAGCCUUUUACUGAAUGAGUUGAUAGUGUUUCAUCAUGGCUCGGUCUUUACAAUUAUAUAAGUUGAAAGAAUGGAAUUUAAAUUUUUAUAUUUAAAGUAACAAAAAUCAUUUGCAAAUAGAUUAUUGGGACAUUAAUACAUUGGCACAGCUGAUUUUUGUAAACUAAAUGAUGGUCACUGACAAAUAUUUCUGGAUUAAAUCAUGUUCUGAGAGAACACCUGUUAUCAGAACUGAAAGGUGUUCUCUUUUUUCAGUGUUAAACUCCUUUCUAGUGAAUCACUGAUUAUGGAGAUAUCAUUGAAUCUGUUACAAAACAACAGAGUAAAAGCACUUCCCCAAAACUGUAGCAAUGCCCAUUAUAUUGUAAGUUGUUUCAUUGAAAAUCAUCUAAUUCAUAACUCAUGUAGCUAAUCAAUGUUUUUAGUUUAAUUUUUCCCUGAUACUAAAUGGGGGCAUGUUCAUUGUUUUUGAGUAUUUGAAUGUACAAUAAAUUGCUUUAUGGAAUUGUCACACCCAUUGUUUGUUCUAUUUUGAGUUUGAAAAAUCUGAGGUUUAUCUCCAGGUGAAGUGUAGAAGUAGCUUAAAUUGUGUAUUAAACAGGUUUGCUGAAUUGUUGAAUGUUUAAGGAGGUGAGUGGAAGUGGAACAUUUGACAGUAACAUUAACAAUCUGUCAAUAACAAAAUAAAGUUGAAG
Messenger RNA from Lymnaea stagnalis (great pond snail), 16124 nucleotides. The record is from the annotation of a GenBank genome assembly. Lineage: Eukaryota; Metazoa; Mollusca; Gastropoda; Lymnaeidae.